AGCGAAGUGAUAAACUUAGCCACGUGCUUUAACGCCCCCGGUACACAAUUCCUGGCAAUUAUCGUCUUUCGAGUAGUCGUUAGCAGAUAUUCGCGUUACUCCGUCGAUGGCCGAUCCGGAAAAGAAGGUGGCGAAAGAGAUGACCACGUGCGACAUGCAUACGGGAGGAGAACCCCUGCGCAUCGUCACUUCCGGCUAUCCCAGACCACAGGGGAAGACCAUUCUGGAAAAAAGACGCUUCGCUGAACGGCACCUGGACAGAUAUCGGAAGUUUCUUAUGGGGGAGCCCCGGGGCCACCGGGACAUGUACGGGGCAGUGUUGGUGGAGCCCGAAGAUCCAGAGGCGGCCGAUUUCGGGGUCCUGUUCCUGCACAACCGGGGAUACAGUACCAUGUGCGGUCACGCAGUCCUGGCCCUGGGCAGAUACGCCGUGGAUCGAAAACUGGUGGCACCCGUCUCCCCGGAGACCCCCCUGAAGAUCCACUGUCCCUGUGGGGUGGUCCGGGUCUUCGUUCGCUACGAAAACGAGAAAAGCGGAUCCGUCAGGUUCUACGGAGUUCCCUCCUUCGUCUACCAAUCGGAUGUGGAAAUCUCGGUUAACGAAGAACUUGUCAAAGUGGACGUGGUUUAUGGGGGUGCAUUCUACGUCGUGGUCCCCGCUCGUGCGGUCAAAUGCAACGUCGAAAAGUCUAGAUACCAGGAUUUGGUGAAUGCGGCCUCCUCAGUUACCGAAGCGGUCAAGAAUAGAGUGACGCUUCAACAUCCGGAAGAUCCAGAUUUGUCUUAUCUGUACGGCACCAUCCUAACGGGAGGUACGAAAGACGAAAAAAACUUCUGCGUCUUUGCCGACAGACAGGUGGACAGAAGUCCGACGGGAUCGGGAGUCAUGGCCAGAAUGGCUCUUCUUCACCACAGAGGUUCGGUGUCCGUCGACCAAACCAAAGUCUUUUCUAGUUUUGCCGGGAGCGUCAUGACCGGAAGAAUAGUCGAAACGGUAAAGUACGGGCCUUAUCCGGCGGCGGUGGUGGUGGAAGUUUCCGGAAACGCCUACUACACAGGAAGUCAUCGUUUCUUUUACGAAGACGACGAUCCCCUAAAAGACGGCUUCUUUCUCGAUAAUUAAAUUCGAAGGACGUCGAAGAAACGAAGUCAAUUGCGCCUCCUCCUAUUUUUUCCGAAAUGAGGAACGGGUUCCGACCCGGGUCCUCCUUGCCCGCCAACGUUAUAACUCGUAUUGUAAUUGUGUUUUUAAUCACGUGACGAACUAUAACCAAUAGUACGUUGGAACUAGUUUGGAGGCUCCGCAAUGGUCUUCGUCAUUGUGACGUAGAAAUUGUCAAUCGGGUCCGUGUUCGGUAAGGAGAAUUCUCGUAUACGAGUCAACCGCCCCAUAAAAUUUUCCGUAUCAUUUAAUUGUCUGGAAGAGGGAGGAAAGAUAAAUUGUUCCGAAUUACACCGUUAUUCGAAAGACAAAAAGAUAAUUGCAGAUAUCCUCCGCAACGAAUACAUAUUUUACUAUUAAAUGCAUUCCCCUUUUUGUUACGACCGCAGAUUUGCCACUGUUAUAAAUAAAUAUAUUUAGACAUGCACGUAUAGCCAGCUCAGAAGUACGUAGGCCGGCAAGAAUGACGUCACCAGUAUAGUGAAAGUAUUCCGAUAGAAAUGCUUAGAAUUCUCACAGUGGGAAGAAUCUAGAAGUGGUUAGAAACGCGACCUUCUGUGUUAUCGAACAUGGUUCCAAUUAUCAAAUAGACUAUUGGGUAUUACAAUUAUCGGCGUCGUAAAGAAUCUAAAGUCUCCGUAGUUCUGUACGGAAAUUCUUAUUGUAUAAGUGAAAAAAUGUUUAACCGAAUCUGAUUAUAGUGAACAAUACAUUUAUAAUAGAAAAUAGUCAUUUGUAAACACUCAAAAUUGAUAUAAAGUAAAAUUGGCAAGAUUUGGAGCACGAAAAUAUUCUAGUUCCUGCAAUUACUAUAGUUGAUUAGCAAAAGAAAACAUCACAAUGUAUGUACAGUACAGUACUAUACAGUACAUAAUAUAAAAUUGGAAUGGAAUACUAUCGUUAACAACACGAAAUUAAAAUACAGUAGAGCAUCGAUUAUCCGACCCCCGAUUAACCGUCACAUCGGUUAACCGACCGUU
Messenger RNA from Centruroides sculpturatus (bark scorpion), 2142 nucleotides. Its product is annotated as trans-L-3-hydroxyproline dehydratase-like. The transcript has 4 exons. The record is from RefSeq and is a predicted model, not a curated record. Bases 107 to 1123 code for a protein of 338 amino acids. Lineage: Eukaryota; Metazoa; Arthropoda; Arachnida; Scorpiones; Buthidae. Gene Ontology annotation, molecular function: hydro-lyase activity.